AUGUCAAACUACUAUUUAUUUGUCUGGCAACUGAGCAUAUUUUUCAUUUUAUUUCAUAGUGCAUUAGAUGAAACAACGUAUGAAAGAUUGGUAGCAGAUACACUAUAUGCCCUUGCUGAGUUCUUUGAGGACCUGGCUGAUCAACCUUUUACACCUGUUGAUUAUGAUGUCUCUUUUGGGAAUGGUGUUCUUACAGUAAAAGUCGGCAGUGACGUUGGAACCUAUGUGAUCAAUAAACAGACACCAAACAGACAGAUCUGGCUAUCAUCUCCCUCAAGCGGACCAAAGCGGUAUGACUGGACAGGAACAAUGUGGGUUUAUUCACAUGAUGGAGUGUCCCUUCAUCAAUUACUGGAGCAAGAACUUUCCCUCGCGCUGAAUACCAAAUUAGAUCUAUCGACUUUAUUAUAUGCAGGAUGA
Molecule: messenger RNA, 420 nt
Organism: Staurois parvus
Lineage: Eukaryota; Metazoa; Chordata; Amphibia; Anura; Ranidae
Source: the annotation of a GenBank genome assembly